Molecule: messenger RNA, 1508 nt
Organism: Oncorhynchus mykiss (rainbow trout)
Lineage: Eukaryota; Metazoa; Chordata; Actinopteri; Salmoniformes; Salmonidae
Product: piRNA biogenesis protein EXD1-like
Biological process (GO): piRNA processing; nucleobase-containing compound metabolic process
Cellular component (GO): PET complex
Molecular function (GO): 3'-5' exonuclease activity; nucleic acid binding
Source: RefSeq, a predicted model, not a curated record
CAUGCUCUCUCCACCUAGAUGAUGCACAUCCGGAAGCAGCAGGUGAUCGAGAUAGGAGCAGACGGGGUUGGAACGUUCCAGCACGAGAGAGUCUGUUGGCUGCAGAUUGCCACUAAGAACAAGGUGUACCUCUUUGACAUCCUGAUGCUUGAAGCCCGGGCCUUCAAGAACAGCCUGUCCAUGAUCCUGGAAAAUAACCACAUUUUGAAGGUCACCUAUAGCUGCCAGAGGAUUGCCGAAUGUCUGAGGGCUCAGUUUGGAGUGAAUCUCACCAAUGUCUUUGACACGCAGGUGGCAGAUAUCCUGUGCUUCUAUACAGAGACAGGUGGCUUCCUGCUAGCAGGUGGUGAGCCUACAUCUGAAGAUGCCCUCAUCACGACUCUCCUCUCUCAAGAUCAAGUCUCUGCUCACCAAGAGCAGUGUUCUGGAGCUGCCUAGGGAGCUGCGGCAGGAGUGGGCCAUCGACCGUUACCCUGUCUCUGAGCAGGGCCUGCUGGAGCGCUCCAACCCCAGACCCCUACCCCCAUCACAGGAUGGGCAGGGCCAGAACAUAGCCACCCAAAGACAACCUGACCCCCCUGUCCCCACAGCAGAGGAGCCUGUAGCCCCAGGACCAGUACCAGGGCUGCAGGCCCCAGCAGAGCAGAGACCCCCUGUCCCAGUAAUACCCCGUGGGCAUCUGAUCUCCAUGCUAUGCCCAGUGCCCUGACCCCAGAGGUCAAGCAGAGCUCCAGGAAACAGCCAUCUGGAGUCGUCAGCCCAGUGGCUCCAUCAGGAUCAGGAGAACCAGGACUCAUGGAGAUAGUGAUGGUCACAAUGUCAGGCAGCGGGAGGUCUCUGAUGAAAGAUGCAGCACCACCAACCCUCCCUGCCUUCCCUCCCUGCCUUCCUCUUCCUGGGAAGAGGCCUGGUUUUCCCGAUACCAGCGGCCCAGAUCCCUAAGGAGAGCCCCAGGGUUCUAAAGACCCAGGCCCCAGUGGGGAGGGUAGAGGUGCCUGUCCACCCAGGCCCAAGACUCAGCCCAGGACAGUGAGCUGUGCCCCAGCAGGCUGCCCUUUCUACUGCCAUGCCUGAAAACAUCCCUGGGGCAGAGAGAGGCCUCUUCAUCCAGAAACCCCAAGGUCUCACCUCUCCUCUCAGUAUCUCCUUCAUUUCCUUUAGAAAUACUUAAGAGGACCACCUAUGGUUGUGAAGGGUUGGUUGAAAAUUACUUGUGUAAUUGUUUAUUCUACAAAGACCACUAGAUGGCAGUAAAUUGUCCAUUUUGUUUGCAAAUGUAAAUUGCAUCAAUGUUUGGGGGGAAACAGUCAUGGUUCAGUUAAAUGGUUUUCUAUUUCAAAUGGAAAAACAACAGUAGAUUCACAUCAAAUUAAAAUCGGAUGAGAGAUAUUUUGAAAAUUCUGUAUCAUGUCGACUAGUUUACCUUGUGUACAUGGCUUAAUUUGAGUAAAUUUUUUUGUUAUUCAAAUUGCUGUUCACACUUGUUACAAAUGUCAAUUAAACACCAG